Messenger RNA from Monodelphis domestica (gray short-tailed opossum), 2668 nucleotides. The record is from RefSeq and is a predicted model, not a curated record. NCBI's taxonomy places the organism in Eukaryota, Metazoa, Chordata, Mammalia, Didelphimorphia, Didelphidae.
ACACAAUACAGUCCCUCUUCAGUUAUUCUAACUUCUUUUAAGAUGACCCAAUUUCCACUAUUUCUCUUACUCUCAACACCCUCACCCACAUUUGUUAUCCUUUGCCAGUUACCUCAGGGAGCCAUAGCUCUGCCUAUCCCCCCCUCACCCCAGGUAGGAUGAAUGGGCUUUUCUAGCCCCAGAUACCUUGCUUAAUACACACCCAGCACAAGUUCUUGUUCAGAUAGGACUUCAAUUUGGAGUCUCUUAGGCUAAGUGGUCCUUAGGAGCUUGCAGACAAACUAGACUUUUUCUUUUCUACUUUUAGUUCUUUUCCUUGAGUCAUUCUACUCCUGCCAUAGUUUAGGUUAGACCCUCUCACUAGUUUGCCUCCUCCCUAGCCAAACUUUGCCCAAGCCUGGUAUCAAUAAGGAACCCCAAGAAUUUUUCUACCACAUCCGACUUUGAUUAAGAAUGUCCAUCCUAUGUCUAGCACUGAUUACCUGUUCUCAACCAAAUCCAUUUGGGGUAUAUAAUCUUGUCAUCUGAAUCCCAACUUUGAGUCUGUUCCCUCCCUAACACAUCUCCCUCGCCCUUCCUCUGGGUUGAGUUUAUUGCAUGCUGGGACAGACCUCUUUAUAUGGCAAUUCUGUGUGUGUAUGCUUUGUUUAUUUGCCUGCUACAUGACAUAACAAUAAAGCUUAUGUGAUUGUAUCAUUUCCCUAAGGACUAAUUUAAAAACAUUUUUUGAACCUAGGUAUUUGCUUUUUAACAUUGACCUUGAGAGGUCAAAUAAAUGCACAUUUCUUCAGCCAUAGGAACAUUUCAGCAGAGGAAUCCUAUCCUACCACAAUAUAGCCUCCCUCUUCCCUGCCUCCUUUCCAUUCCUCCUCCCUUCCUCCUCACCUUCUACCUCACCUUAUCUGCUGGCUCUUCUCUUCCUGAGAGACCAUAGGAGUCAUCUUUCAUUGCCAGUCUUUCAUUUGACCCUGACACAUCAUCUGCUCCCUUCUAUCCUCCUACUUCCUUCUACUCUUUCAUUUGCCUUUACAUUUCUUAACCGAGGUCCACAGAAAUCACCAAGUCACCUGUAGGUGGUGUACCACCAGGUUCCAUCUGGGUUCCAGCCUUCGCUGUUAUUUCCUUGUGAGCCAACUCUAAGAAAACAAGAAUGCAGAAAUCAGAGAGUCAUGGAAGCCUCCAGAUGAGAAACAGAGUGACAGGAAACUAUGAACAAAGAAUAUCAUCAGGUUCCCAAGAAAAACAUAGAUCUGUAGUACACCAAAACAAGUUACUACCUUCCAAGAAUUCUCCAGAUUCUGUAAGGAAACCUCACCCUCGACCAAGUGAUAAGCUUAAUCCUAAAACUAUUGACCCGUUUGGUGAUCAACCACGAGCUCCGUCUGCUUUUGCUGCUAUUUACUCUAAAGGAGGUAUUCCUUGCAGGUUGGUACAUGGUUCAGUAAAACACAAAUUACAGUGGGAUUGUCUUCCUGAAACUCUUCCAUUUGAUCCUCUUCUUAUUACUUUAGCAGAGGGACUAAGAGAGACUAAACAUCCAUACACAUUUGUUUCAAAAGAAGGUUUUAAAGAAUUACUUUUGGUUGAAGGUGCUACUGAAAAAACUGUGCCCCUGUUACCUAGACUGAUUCCAGUAUUGAAGGCAGCUCUGACACAUUCAGAUGGUGAAGUGUUUGAACGGGGAUUGAAUGCUUUAGUACAGUUGAGUGGUGUUGUUGGGCCUUCUCUAAAUGAUCAUCUGAAGCACUUGCUUACAAGUCUUUCAAAGAGGCUAAUGGAUAAGAAAUUCAAAGAGCCAAUCACCAGUGCUUUACAAAAGCUAGAACAACAUGGUGGAAGUGGCAGCCUUAUGAUUAUCAAAGCUAAAAUUCCAACCUAUUGUUCCAUCUGCUCUUAAACCAAAGGAAUGAUAAAACCAUUUGACUAAGUGGUGAGAGAUGUCAGAAGCUUGUGAUGAACAUCAUAGGAUCCCUUUUGGAUGUGUUUUUUUUUUUUCACAGCUACUCAUUUGUUAUUUACAUGAUAAAAAUGCAUUCACAAAAUUGAUUCCACUGAAUCAUAGUCAAGGAGCAUUUGUCAGCAUGGGAAAAUGGUUAAAUUAUGGAAAGCUAUUAAAAGGAGUUCUAUAGUGCAAUUUUGUGGGUUUUAUUAUGCACAAUUUUUUUUUCUUCUAUAGUUGGUCUGUAUUAAGAACCACAAUUUAAUUUACAGUUUCAGACUUGAUAUUUAUAUUUCAUUGAUUUUUAGUUAUAUCACUUAAGUGAUUGCACUAAUUUUUCAUAACUACUCUGAUACUUGGUAGGGGUUUUUAGACCUAUCAGAGUCAUAGAAAUUAGUAAGAAUGGUUAAACUGUUUAGUAUCUUAACUCACUGAUAAAUUAUUGCUUACAAACAGGUAUUUUUAUAAUGUUGGAAUGCUUGGUGAAAACAUCCAGAACAUGAAUUUUUCAAAUAGUGUACAUUUUGUUAUAACAUGUAAAUUAUUAUCAUAACUUGCUACUAUUGUAUAAUAUGUUAUUUUUUCUAUUUCCUCAGCUAAAAGAAAUGAUUUACAAAUUUGGAUAUUUAAGAAGUCAUCUCUUGAAAUUUGUAUUCACAUUUUUUUUAGUACUACUUUGUUAACCUUUUUUCCCCUUAAAAAUACUUAAUAAAUAUGUUAUUGUUCUCA